AUGCAGUUUGUGCUACUCAAAGAACCACGACGUAUAAUUUAUAUGAUCAGUCCUUCCAAGAGCAGCAAAGAUGUUUUUACUGCCUAUGAUCCUUUCGAUUCAAGAAGAGUGACUUUUACAAAGGAUGAAGUAGCAUCUGAUGAAAUAUUGCGUGAAUAUUCUUAUAUACCUGUACGUGAUAAUGUUUGGAAUGUGCGUCCCAUUGAACAGCUAACUCUUAUCCUAUUUGAUAUAAGUGGUUCUAUGCAAAAUACAAAAGGAAGCAAUACUAAAAGUCUUCUUGAUUUGAGCAUUACCGCAUUGGGCACCUGGUGUGACAAAUUCUGUGGCAAUCGAUUACCACAUGCUGUUGGUCUCAUCUACUGUGGUGCUAAAGAAACAGCGAGAGCUCAACUUGUUUACGAAGCCUGUCCAAUUACAACUAAUUAUAUUGAUUUUGAAAAAUCGUUCAGCACUCGACCAGAUUGCGGUUCGCACACUCCAUUGUAUGAUGCCAUUGAAUUCGCAUUAGACAAAAUGAUCCAAUAUUAUGAACAGCACAAAAGCAAAAUGAGUCCUAACUUCCAGAAACUUAUCAUUUGUCUUUCUGAUGGCGAAGAUACAUGUAGUAAAAUGACGUUACCGAGAAUUACUGAAAGACUUCAGAAAGAUCAUGUUAUUUUUGAUAGUAUUUGCUUCAGGGACAAGGAGGCACAAUCACUUGUUCAUCUAUGCACAUCAUCAAAAGGAUAUUAUUAUCUUCCAAUACCUCAAUUAGAAAAGGAUUUAAUUACUCUGUUUGAACGGGAGCCAGUAAUGAGUGUAAACAAACGCAAUAAAAAUGUUUAUGGUGUUGUUAAAGAGCCCAUAUUAUGCGAGCCGGAGGCCCUUCAUGUUCCAGCAACAAAAUUAGAAGAAGUCCCAGUAAAAGACAUAGUUGUAUCGAAUGAAACAUUGAACCGAGUUUUCCGCGAAGCAAACAAUUUGAAACUAAGGCCACCGGAACACUUUAUUAUAUUUGUUUGCAAAGACAACAUUCUUUUUUGGAAAAUAAUUAUGAAUGGUCCUCCAGGAAGCAGGUAUUGUGGUUAUAGAUGGCUUUUGUCUGUCGAAUUUCCAUCACAUACUUAUCCAUUGAGACCACCGGACAUUCGAUUUAUAACUCCCAUUUAUCACUGUAAUAUCAGUGAUGAUGGAAAAAUCUGUCAUGAAAUCUUACGCAGUCAUUGGACGAAACAGACAUCUAUGUACGAUGUACUCCAGCAAAUAAUUAGUUUGCUUUUUCAACCAGAACCCAACGAUGCAUUAUCAACAGCGAAAGGUGAUCUUUUUAAAAGAUCAGAGGAUGAUUAUUUCAAAGAGUUACAACAACAUAACAAGAAAUAUGCCAAUGCAACUAUAGAAGAACUCAAAAACCAAUAUCAACUUGAACAAUUCAGCAUUUAA
Messenger RNA from Rotaria sp. Silwood1, 1425 nucleotides. The record is from the annotation of a GenBank genome assembly. Lineage: Eukaryota; Metazoa; Rotifera; Eurotatoria; Philodinida; Philodinidae.